Molecule: messenger RNA, 5753 nt
Organism: Solea senegalensis (Senegalese sole)
Lineage: Eukaryota; Metazoa; Chordata; Actinopteri; Pleuronectiformes; Soleidae
Gene: whrna
Product: whirlin a
Exons: 14
Coding region: 1059-4016 (985 amino acids)
Biological process (GO): auditory receptor cell stereocilium organization; sensory perception of sound
Cellular component (GO): stereocilia ankle link complex; plasma membrane; cilium
Molecular function (GO): protein binding
Source: RefSeq, a predicted model, not a curated record
AUAUAUAUAUCUUAACAACAUGUUGACUACUUUAACUCACCUUUAGACAAACUUUUUCCGACAGGAAACUGAAGUUUGUAAACCUCUCGUUCUCCUGCACCAAACCCCAGAGAGAAAGUCAGGGAUUGUAGCUCACAGGUCACAGGAGUUGUUGAUCCACUGCUGCCUCCAUCGCACACGAGCGGACCUCGGUGACGCACUACUGUGGCUUCACGCGCUGACGUCACUUCCUGUCAGGGACAGCGUGAGAGCCGCGGUUUGUCAGUCUCCUCUGAGCUUCUGUGGAGGAGCAACGUUCCGCUGCUGCUGGAGACACCGGAGACACCGACGACACCGGAGACACUGGAGACACGGAGCCGUGGGUCACAACUUCACCAACGGGAGGAAACAGAACCUGGUUCCGGAUAAAAACUCUGGAUUUUCUGUCGUUUGGAACUAAAAGCGUCACCGGAGCUGAUGUUAGGAAACUCCUGAGGACUCGGAGUCAGCACCGGAGGAUAAAAACAACUUUUAUCUCUUUUUAUUCUAUUUUAUUUUCUUGUGUUUUGUCUUUUUUUGUUUGUUUUUUUUUGCUGUGGAAUAAAUUCCGCGGCUCCGGCUCUCGCUGCUUUCAGCGGCCGCGGUUGUGGUUCUCUCCGCCCGCAGCGCAGAGCAGGUGGUGACGGUGAGAGACACCGGAGACUGUGAGGUCACCUGACCUGACCACACACACACACACACACACACAGAGGCUCAGGCUCCAGGUUUGACGCAUUUUUACGCACGAAGUUUCUCAGAAUAUAACGAGGUUUUUGUUUUUUUAAGUCUGAAUCAUGUUCGUUAAUGAGUUAAGAUAAAGUGGAAUGAUUAAUGAUUUGGAUCAAACGGUGAAGUUUCAGAGGAAGUUUACGGAUCGUCGGUGAAGCUCAGAGCCGCAGAGCGCGUCCUCCUCCCGCCGCCGCCGCCAUGCGCAGCGCCGCCGGACUGAGCCCGCUCCUCGCGCUCCUCCUCCUCCUCCAGCCCGCAGCGGCUGCCUCAGCUGCCCUUUAACACGCACCGCCCGCCGCCACUGCGCCACCAUGAGCAGCACCGACCUGGAGCGCGUGUCGCUCAGCUCCUCCGCCAACUCCGUGGCCUCGUCCAGCGCGCGCACGCUGUCGGCCAACGUGCGCAAGCUGCACAACGCGCUCAACCUGCUGCUCAACGACUUCGAGCGCGAGCAGUUCAUCCACUGUCUCAACGUCUACCACUCCAAGCGCAACGUCUACGACCUCGUGCAGACGCUCCACGUCAUCCUGAACGCGCCCAGCAAGCGGCAGCUGCUGCCGAUGCUGCGGCUCGUCAUCCCGCGCUCGGACCAGCUGCUCUUCGAGCAGUACACGUCGGAGGGACUCUACCUCAAGUCGGAUUUAGUCGCGACGAGCAACGGCAGCGCGGAGCCCGCGGCGGGACUCGACUUCCCCCGCAGCGCGAGCCCGACUCCCCCCGCCGCGCACCUGUCGCCCUCCGGAGCCGCGCCGGAGCUGCAGGUGGCGCUGCGCGGCUCCCCGGACAGUUUCAGCACCAGCAGCGACGGGACAGCUCCGCUGGUGCCGCUGCUCGGCAGGAACUUCAUCCACGAGCCACCGGGGGCGCUGCGCCAGGUCAACAUGAAGCGGCACAAGAGCAACGAGGGCCUGGGCUUCAGCAUCCGCGGGGGCUCGGAGCACGGCGUGGGCAUCUACGUGUCCCUGGUGGAGCCCGGGAGUCUGGCGGAGAAGGAGGGGCUGCGCAUCGGAGACCAGAUCAUGAAAGUCAACGACAAAGUGUUUGAUAAAGUCACGCACGCGGAGGCUGUCAAGGUGCUGAAGGGCAGUAAAAAGCUCUGCCUCUCCGUGCGCUCGGUCGGGCGGAUUCCCGGCGGAUAUGUCACCAACCAUGUUUACACAUGGGUGGACCCUCAGGGUCGCAGUGUGUCGCCACCUCCUGACCUGCCGGAGCAGCGCAGCGCCACGCUGAAGAGGAGCGACAGCCAGCGACGCAGCAACAUGCAGCUCCUGCAGGAGGGAGACGAGAAGAAGGUCAACCUGGUCCUGGACGACGGCCGCUCUCUCGGGCUGAUGAUCCGGGGCGGAGCGGAGUACGCUUUGGGGAUUUACAUCACUGGAGUGGACCAGGGGUCGGCGGCAGAGUGUGGUGGACUCAAGGUGGGCGACCAGAUCCUGGAGGUGAACGGCUGCAGCUUCCUGAGCGUGCCGCACGACGACGCCGUCCGCGUGCUGAAGUCGUCGCGGCACCUGAUGAUGACGGUGAAGGACGUGGGGCGGGUGCCGCACGCCAGGACGGUGGUCGGCGAGACCAAGUGGAUCGCCAGCUCGCAGAUCGCCGAGAGCUCGGCCAACAGCAGCGUGGAGGGCUUCCCAGAAGAACAAGGAGCAUCUGCAGCAGGAAAGCCGGGCUUUUAUAAAGGCGUCGCGGGCUCACAGGUGACUCUGUCCAGCCUGGUGAACCAGUCGCGGGCCAUGCUGGAGGAGAAGGCACGCCACCUGCUGACGGAGGCCGAGCGGCAGACCAUGGGCUACUACGUGGAGGAAUACCGGGACGGACACAUCGGGGCGGAGCAGCUGGUCAUGGCGCUGUUCGAGCUGCUCAACACGCACGCUAAAUUCUCUCUGCUGUCCGAGGUCCGAGGCCUGGUCACCCCGCAGGACCUGGAGUGUUUUGACGGGAUGGUGCUGCGGCGUGAGAUUCAGGCCCUGAAGGCUCGUCAGGGCAAAGCCGGAGCCGCCGCCAUGCAGCCGGACUCCCUGUCCAUGGUGUCCUACCCUGACACCCUGACCUCGUCUUCAGCCAGCUUCAUGACCAACACCACCCUCAGCUCUGCACGGGAGAGACUGCUCUGGCUGAUAGAUAUGAUGGAGAACGACAGCGUGGUGGAGAGUAAUGGAGAGGAUCCUCCGGAGAGUCUGAACACGCUGCUGACUGACAUCUCUCUGGAUGAUGUACAGUCCGCCGCCACCGCCGAGCCCCCUCCCUCCUUCAAGCCCCCGCCCCCUCCCGGGGUGCAGAGGCGCCAAAGUAGACAAGAGCUGCGCAACAAAAGCGAAUCCUCCCACUCAGGCUUGUACUUCACGGCCCCGCCUUCCCACGGCCACAGCAGAGAGGCGCCGCGCGCCGCAGCCCCGCCCUCACCUGCACCCGCACAACACCACAAACGACAACACCCCAGGGACCCGGCGGCGUCUCAGGACUACGCGGCCGUCAGAAAGAGAGAUCUUUCCGCGCCGUCCAAGAAAGAGCAAAUUAAAGCCGCGCAGUUGUCCAAGGUCGCCGCGCACAACAUCGGCCCGUUUCCCAGAGUCCAGUCCCCCAGCAGAGGCCCCAAACCCGCCGCCCCGUCCCCGUCACCACCGCCGCCACCUGCACUCCCGGCUCCCCAGCCUCCCCCGUCUCUGCCCCUAAAGUCAGCGUCCCUGUCCAAAGCCUCCCCCGCGUCUAAAGCACAGUUUGUCACAGUGGAGGUUCACAGGCCGAACGCAGAGCCCGACGUCAACGAGGUGCGGCCGCUGCCACAGGCCCGAGGUGGCGCCCUGUCUCAGCUGUCAGACAGCGGCCCGACCCUCAGUGAGGACAGUGGCGUGGACAUUGCUGAGUCAGCACACGUCAGCAAAGACAGCAGCCCCCAUUCCUCACGCACUCGCCUCCCCCCGCGAGACACCCAGGGAGGCGGGGGGGACAAGCCCUCCAAACCGCCGGGUUUGUUGGAGCCCACCUCUGCACUAGUGCGGGUGGCAAAGAGCGCCACCACCCUGGGUAUCGCCAUUGAAGGAGGAGCCAACACUCGCCAGCCGCUGCCAAGAAUUGUCACAAUACAGAGAGGCGGCUCGGCUCAUAACUGCGGCCAGCUGAAGGUGGGUCAGGUGAUCCUGGAGGUGAACGGGGUUUCCCUGAGGGGCCGCGAGCACAGGGAGGCGGCGCGUAUCAUCGCUGAGGCCUUCAAGACCAAAGAGAGGGACCAUGUGGACUUCCUGGUGACCGAGUUCAACGUGGCACUAUAGCUGAGCGGAGGACGACGAGAGCGGGACACGGAGGACAAGUGUGGAUUUAAACGGCACAACUCUUUUUAAAACUGGAAAAAAAACGCCGCCUCCUCCUCUUCACUGAGACUCUUUCUCUUUACACUUAAUCUUCCUGAAUCUGGACACACGGUUCCACUACAUUUGACAGGUUUUUAUCUCCACUGUGAACUUUGUUCAGGAUUCUCCUCAACGCGUUACCUCCCCACUGUGAGACCUCAUGCACUACGACGGGAAAUAAAGACCUUCUGUGCGUCUUUCUUUGUCCUCGGUGUUAAAAACUCGUGGAUUUCAACUUGCAGCGAAAACCACUGGACCUUCCUGUAGCAGUCCUUCGUCCCGAGCUCCGAUCUUUUUUUAAUUUAUUUAUUGAUUUAUGGCUUUAACUGGGAGACGACUGCACACCUGAGACACCUGAGACUGAUUCAUGCCUGGGUUUGUAUAUGUACAAAAAUGAACAAAUGUAGAUACAGAUGCAAAUAUAUAUAUAUAAUGUACACAUAAAGAUACUCCUAUAUGAAUUAUAAAACCUGUAUCCUCUGUUGCAUCAACAAAUAGCGGUUAUAAAUAUUUAUAUAUUUCAAGGACGAUGAUAAAUCAGGCACUUCUGGGAAAAUAUGUGUUUUUUCUACAUCAUUAGUUACGCCCCCUUUUUUUUCUGACACAUAUUCACCUGUUUUCUCUCCUGGGUAUGACACACAAUUGAGAUCACUUUUAAAGACUGGACACAUGGUUUUAGUAAUAAGUUCAUUCAAAUACCAUUGGUGCAAAAUCGCCAAAAAUUGUUGUUCAGCCCACGAUGGCGGCCUUCCUGUAGGACUUACGACAAAGUCCUCAUUGACUAUUUGGACCGUCCUGACACGAUUAACACAUGUACCAACUUUCAUUCAUGUACGUCAAAUUUCUUUUUUUCAUUUUUCGUGAGCCCUCCCACUUCCAAAUGUCCACGCCUUUUCACCGAACGACUUUCACACGUAAAUUUCCAUGAGGAUGGAUACGGGUGCAAAAAUCCUGUUAGUUAGUCUUGGAGGCUGGAGACAGUUACUGACCCCUACUGGUAUAAUUAAAUACUGUCCUUGAGUCCAAGUCAAGUCCGGAGCCCUUUGAGGUCGAGUCUGAAGUUACUAUUGUGUGACUCAAGUACGACAACUAGAGUCACCAUCAUCUCCGCCAUGUUGAAUGUUUACAAAAGCUAUGCGACGUUGCUUCUAAACACAUUGGUUCCUCUUUUCUUUUUCUUUUUUUUUUGGAGAUUCUGGCGUUGGCUAAAGCGGCUAACAUCCUCGCCGGACGGCAACAUCACAUCAAACUGGGCUAUGUUCGCCCAGGUUAGCACCACUUCACUUUAUGUCCUCUAAAGUGUUUGUUUUUGACAGUAGUGUUUCACCAAACACAAUCAAAGCUGUUUAUUGGCGAAAACAAGCUCUUUCAGUGGCCAUAAUGUGUGAAAAUGAUGUGAGUCAUGCUCCUAAAAACCACUGAAUCCUGGCAUCGGCAUCUUGGAAUAUGCCAGAAAACCUCCAGUAGAUUAAUGUUGUCAGCUGAACCUCAACCUGACCAACCAACUCAUCUAAAUACUAACGUGAUAUGUUUGUUUCCUUUGGCCGGGUUAGUGUGUAUAUUUUCACAUGUGUCCAGUUUAUGUGGCGUUAACUCUCACAGGGGUUAGAAAAAAAGAAGAAAAAAAAACCUCAGUUGAGUCCGUUUUGGUUCUCUCCU